Molecule: messenger RNA, 3026 nt
Organism: Delphinapterus leucas (beluga whale)
Lineage: Eukaryota; Metazoa; Chordata; Mammalia; Artiodactyla; Monodontidae
Gene: WT1
Product: WT1 transcription factor
Biological process (GO): negative regulation of apoptotic process; negative regulation of cell population proliferation; regulation of transcription by RNA polymerase II
Cellular component (GO): nucleus
Molecular function (GO): RNA polymerase II cis-regulatory region sequence-specific DNA binding; DNA-binding transcription factor activity, RNA polymerase II-specific
Source: RefSeq, a predicted model, not a curated record
CUGGGGUAAGGAGUUCAAGGCAGCGCCCACACCCGGGGGCUCUCGCGACUCGACCGCCUAUCCGCUCCCCCCUUCCCCCCCCCCCCCCCCCCCCUUCACCCACCCACCCAUAGCCGGGACUGCAGCCCAGGAGCCGGGGCCCCGCCGCCUCCUCGCCGCGAUCCUGGACUUCCCCCUGCCGCAAGAGCCGGCAUCCACGUGUGCCCCGGAGCCAGCGUCUAAGCACACGCUCCGCUCCGGGUCUGGGUGCCUUCAGCAGACCGAGCAGCCGGGGAUCCAGGGCCCGGAAAGCAUCUGGGCCAAGUUAGGCGCGGCGGAAUCGAGCGCCGAGCGUCUGCAAAGCCGGUGGGGCCGCGGAGCGUCCGGGGUUGAGCCACAGCAAAUGGGCUCCGACGUGCGGGACCUGAACGCGCUGCUGCCGGCGGUACCCUCGCUGGGUGGUGGCGGCGGUUGCGCCCUGCCCGUGAGCGGCGCGGCGCAGUGGGCGCCGGUGCUGGACUUUGCGCCCCCGGGCGCCUCGGCUUACGGUUCCUUGGGCGGUCCUGCGCCGCCGCCUGCUCCGCCGCCACCACCCCCGCCGCCGCCGCCUCACUCGUUCAUCAAACAGGAGCCGAGCUGGGGUGGCGCGGAGCCGCACGAGGAGCAGUGCUUGAGCGCCUUCACCGUCCACUUCUCGGGCCAGUUCACCGGCACGGCUGGAGCCUGUCGCUACGGACCCUUCGGUCCUCCUCCGCCCAGCCAGGCGUCGUCCGGCCAGGCCAGGAUGUUCCCCAACGCGCCCUACCUGCCCAGCUGCCUCGAGAGCCAGCCCGCUAUUCGCAACCAGGGAUACAGCACGGUCACCUUCGACGGGACGCCCAGCUACGGUCACACGCCCUCGCACCACGCGGCACAGUUCCCCAAUCACUCCUUCAAGCACGAGGAUCCCAUGGGCCAGCAGGGCUCGCUGGGUGAACAGCAGUACUCCGUGCCUCCCCCAGUCUACGGCUGCCACACGCCCACCGACAGCUGCACAGGCAGCCAGGCCCUGCUGCUGAGGACGCCCUACAGCAGUGACAAUUUAUACCAAAUGACCUCCCAACUUGAAUGCAUGACCUGGAAUCAGAUGAACUUAGGAGCCACAUUAAAGGGAGUUGCUGCUGGGAGCUCCAGCUCAGUGAAAUGGACAGAAGGGCAGAGCAACCACGGCACGGGGUACGAUAGUGAUAACCACACCACUCCCAUCCUCUGUGGUGCCCAGUACAGGAUACACACCCACGGCGUCUUCAGGGGCAUUCAGGACGUGCGGCGAGUGCCCGGAGUAGCCCCGACUCUUGUUCGGUCGGCAUCUGAGAGCAGUGAGAAACGCCCCUUCAUGUGUGCUUACCCGGGCUGCAAUAAGAGAUAUUUUAAGCUGUCUCACUUACAGAUGCACAGCCGGAAGCACACUGGUGAGAAGCCAUACCAGUGUGACUUCAAGGACUGUGAGCGAAGGUUUUCUCGUUCAGACCAGCUCAAAAGACACCAAAGGAGACACACAGGUGUGAAACCAUUCCAGUGUAAAACUUGUCAGCGAAAGUUCUCCCGGUCUGACCAUCUGAAGACCCACACCAGGACUCAUACAGGUAAAACAAGUGAAAAGCCCUUCAGCUGUCGGUGGCCCAGUUGUCAGAAAAAGUUUGCCCGGUCAGACGAAUUAGUCCGCCAUCACAACAUGCACCAGAGAAACAUAAGCAAACUCCAGCUGGCGCUUUGAGGGGUCCACGCCAGGCACCGCUCUGUGUCUCGGGCAGGACAGUGUGUGAACUACUUUCAAAGCUGACUUUAACAUUCCUCCUCACUCGCCUCUCUAAGAAGGAAAUGGAGGCUGAUCUUCUUCAUCCAGCCUCUGAGAAAGAUGCCUGUACUACUGGAUCCUACCAGGUUUGCCCAGAGGAGUUGGUCUCUACUUAGCCGACUUUUAGUUGACUCAUAAGGCUCUGGAGAAGUGGCUGUCAGUGUCCAGUUAGUGAAAAGCCCAUUGCCAUUUGGUCUGGAUUUUCCACUGUUAAGAAGAGCCGUUGAUGGUAAUGUUCCCCCCUGCCCCUUCUCCCUUUAUGCUCAUUUUCACGGGGAAUGGCGUCGUUGUACCUUUUUCCAUCAUAGAGUAUUUAUAGGCCAGGGCAUGUGGAUGUGUCUGCUAAUGUAAACUUUGUCAUGGUUUCCAUUUACUAACAGCAACAGCAAGAAAUAAAUCAGAGGGCGAGGCACUGGGGGUGAGUCCCGUCUGACAUUCCGGAGCUUAGGCAGGCCGCUAACCUGGAAAGCAGGAUGUAGCGCCACCAGGCAACUUUUAAAACUCAAGCAUUUCAAGCCGCUGAAAAAAGAAUCAGAGCUAACCAGUACCUCUGCAGAGAUAUCUAAAAGAAUCUUUUAUCAUUCAGUUAAUUCAAUGUAACAUUAGCACAAUGCUCUUAAGAAACCGUGCUUGAGGAUCUGAGAUUUUGUUUUCGUGUUUCUUUUUGACUUUUCUGAGUUGUAAUCGUAUGCAUCUUCAGAGAUGUACAUAUCUCCUCACACAAAGGAAGUGGAAUUCAUUUUUAUCAUUUGGGGUGUCCUUAAGAGUAUACAGACCACACUGGUUAUGUGGCUUCAAGUUGUAAAAAAUUAAAGUGACUCUAAAAGAAAAUAAGGGCUGGUCCGGGAUCUCCACUGAUAAGACUGUUCUUUAGUAACUUAAGUAACUUUGGGUCUACAAGUAUAUGUGAAAAAAAAUGAGACUUACUAGUGUGAGGAAAUCCAUUGUUUAAAGGUGGUUGGGUGUAUGUGUGUGUUUUGUUUCUGUUUUUUAAGGGAGGGAGUUUAUUAUUUACUGUUGCUUGAAAUUAUUGUGUAAAUAUAUAUAUCUGACAAUGAUUUGCUCUUUGACAACUAAAGUUAGGAAAUGUAUAAAUGUUAGAUGCAUCACUGUUUUGGUGUUGAUCUUCCAACAUAUAACACUAAGUAACACUAAAAAUGUAACCUGCAUUUUUCACUUCGCUCUCAAUUAAAGUCUAUUCAAAAGGAAA